Molecule: messenger RNA, 4312 nt
Organism: Jaculus jaculus (lesser Egyptian jerboa)
Lineage: Eukaryota; Metazoa; Chordata; Mammalia; Rodentia; Dipodidae
Gene: Pde8b
Product: phosphodiesterase 8B
Exons: 22
Coding region: 1-2661 (886 amino acids)
Biological process (GO): signal transduction
Molecular function (GO): 3',5'-cyclic-AMP phosphodiesterase activity
Source: RefSeq, a predicted model, not a curated record
AUGGGCUGCGCCCCCAGCAUCCAUGUCUCGCAGAGCGGCGUGAUCUACUGCCGAGACUCAGAUGAGUCCAACUCGCCCCGUCAGACCAGCAGCGUGUCGCAAGGCCCCGCGGCACCCCUGCACGGCCUCCUCGUCCACACCGACGCCGCCGACGCCGUCCCCCCGAGCCGAGCGUCGCGACGACCCCUGGGCGCUGUCCGGGUCCGCCGGGCCCGGGCCCAGCUGGGCAGCGGCAGCGGCGCUGGCUCCUCGGUCCCCUCCGCGACCACCUGCAGGGGCCGGAGGCGCCACUGCUGCGGCAGCGCCGAGGCCGAGACCCAGACCAGCUACACCAGCGUCAAGCAGGUGUCUUCUGCAGAGGUUCGAAUUGGGCCCAUGAGACUGACACAGGACCCUAUUCAGGUUUUGCUAAUCUUUGCAAAAGAAGAUAGUCAGAGUGAUGGCUUCUGGUGGGCCUGCGACAGAGCUGGUUAUAGAUGCAACAUUGCUCGGACUCCAGAGUCAGCCCUUGAAUGCUUUCUAGACAAGCACCAUGAGAUUAUUGUAAUUGAUCACAGGCAAGCCCAGAACUUCGAUGCUGAAGCAGUGUGCAGGUCGAUCCGAGCCACGAACCCCUCGGAGCACACGGUGAUCCUUGCUGUGGUUUCACAAGUAUCUGAUGACCAUGAAGAGGCCUCAGUCCUUCCUCUUCUCCACGCAGGCUUCAACCGGAGAUUUAUGGAGAAUAGUAGCAUAAUUGCUUGCUAUAAUGAACUGAUUCAAAUAGAACACGGGGAAGUUCGCUCACAGUUCAAAUUAAGGGCCUGUAAUUCAGUGUUUACAGCAUUAGACCACUGUCAUGAAGCCAUAGAAAUAACAAGCGAUGACCAUGUGAUUCAGUAUGUCAACCCUGCCUUGGAGAGGAUGAUGGGCUACCACAAAGGGGAGCUCCUGGGGAAAGAACUUGCGGACCUGCCCAAGAGUGACAAGAACCGGGCAGACCUCCUGGACACCAUCAAUACCUGCAUCAAGAAGGGAAAGGAGUGGCAGGGGGUUUACUAUGCGAGACGGAAAUCCGGGGACAGCAUCCAACAGCACGUGAAGAUCACCCCAGUGAUUGGCCAAGGAGGGAAAAUUAGGCAUUUUGUCUCCCUCAAGAAGCUGUGUUGUACCACUGACAAUAAUAAGCAGAUUCAUAGGAUUCAUCGUGACUCAGGAGACAACUCCCAAACAGAGCCCCAUUCAUUCAGAUACAAGGGCAGGAGGAAAGAGUCCAUUGACAUGAAAUCAGUAUCUUCUCGAGGCAGUGAUGCCCCAAGCCUACAGAAUCGCCGCUAUCCCUCCAUGGCGAGGAUCCAUUCCAUGACCAUUGAAGCUCCUAUCACAAAGGUUAUAAAUAUAAUCAAUGCAGCCCAAGAAAAUAGUCCAGUCACAGUUGCAGAAGCCUUGGACAGAGUUCUAGAAAUUUUGCGGACCACAGAACUGUACUCUCCUCAGCUGGGAACCAAAGAUGAAGAUCCUCACACCAGCGACCUUGUUGGAGGCCUGAUGACUGAUGGAUUGAGAAGAUUGUCAGGGAAUGAGUAUGUAUUUACAAAGAAUGUGCAUCAGAGUCACAGCCACCUCACAAUGCCCAUCACCAUCAAUGACGUCCCCCCUAGUAUCGCUCAGUUACUUGAUAAUGAAGAAAGUUGGGACUUCAAUAUCUUUGAACUGGAAGCAGUUACACACAAAAGGCCAUUGGUUUACCUGGGAUUAAAGGUCUUCUCUCGGUUUGGAGUAUGUGAAUUUUUAAACUGUACUGAAACCACUCUUCGUGCCUGGCUGCAAGUUAUUGAAGCCAACUACCACUCCUCAAAUGCCUACCACAACUCCACGCACGCCGCAGAUGUCCUCCAUGCCACAGCUUUCUUCCUUGGAAAGGAAAGAGUGAAGGGAAGCCUGGAUCAGCUGGAUGAGGUGGCCGCCCUGAUCGCUGCCACAGUCCAUGAUGUGGAUCACCCGGGAAGGACCAAUUCUUUUCUGUGCAAUGCUGGCAGUGAGCUCGCUGUGCUCUACAAUGACACUGCAGUCUUGGAGAGUCAUCACACAGCCCUGGCCUUCCAGCUCACAGUCAAGGACACAAAAUGCAACAUCUUCAAGAACAUUGACAGGAACCAUUAUCGAACACUGCGCCAGGCAAUUAUUGACAUGGUUUUGGCAACGGAGAUGACAAAACACUUUGAACAUGUGAACAAAUUUGUGAAUAGCAUCAAUAAGCCGAUGGCAGCUGAGGGUGAAGGCAGCGACUGUGAAUGUAACCCUACAGGGAAGAACUUUCCCGAGAACCAGAUCCUGAUCAAGCGGAUGAUGAUUAAGUGUGCUGAUGUGGCCAACCCAUGCCGUCCCUUGGACCUAUGUAUUGAAUGGGCUGGAAGGAUCUCUGAGGAGUAUUUUGCACAGACUGAUGAAGAGAAGAGACAGGGGCUACCUGUGGUGAUGCCAGUGUUCGACCGCAAUACCUGCAGCAUCCCCAAGUCCCAGAUCUCCUUCAUUGACUACUUCAUCACAGACAUGUUCGAUGCUUGGGAUGCCUUUGCACACCUGCCAGCCCUGAUGCAGCACUUGGCCGAUAACUACAAACACUGGAAGACAUUAGAUGACCUCAAGUGCAAAAGUCUGAGGCUUCCAUCUGACUGCUAAAGCCAGGCCUGAGAAGGGGACCUCUUCUACAAAAGACACUGUGAAUGAGUCUCCUUUAUAAUGAAAAUGACAGGCAUAUGUUAAGGAGCUAAUGUUUAAUAUUUGACCUUGAAAUAUACACCUCCCCAAGCUUCAUUUUUAGAAAGUUACAUUUCAUGAAGAAAAAUCUAUGUUUUGUUGAGUGACAGCUUGGUGACAGAACGAGCUCUUGGCAGCUCCUCUGUCCUGCUGUUGUCCUGUGUGCCCUUGUCAAAUUCACUUAGCUAUUAGCAGAACCCAAGAAGCAAAGACCUGGUGCUUGUGAGCCCAUCCUUCUGAUGAGGAUCAGGUAGCUUGGCCAGUGGUCAGCAUCUCUUAACCAUAAAGCCUCCAUCACUGUUUAGCUUGACCAUUUUCCUCUAUGGCAAAAUCUGAAGGAUUCCUAAGAAGCUUCUCUGAACAGAUUUAAUUCUUAAAAAACAUGCUAUCUAAAAUGAGCAGAAGUAGGACCAAAUUAUCACUUAGUUUGUUUCACAGCUUUCAUGGCUAGGUGAUUCUUUUGGGUGGUACGACACUUGUUAGAAUGAAGCCUUGGCCUCUAAGUGGAGAUAAGCAGCUUGUGUAGCUCUCUUUCCCUGGAAGGAAUUCACCUUACAGAAAGCUGGCUGUAAUGGGGAAGGAAUGACAGGCAUCUUGUUUGUGGGGAAAUCCAUGAGCUUCCCUUAUUUUAGGCUCACAGAGGCAGCCACAAGGCACUGAGCACUACAUAAAAGCCAUUAAAUCUGAAUGCCUUUGGACAAGCUUUUUAAAAAUAAAAAAAGAUAAAAAGAAAAAAAAAAGGAAAAAUUUAUAUACAUUUGCUGUUUAAAAUUUUUAUUAAAUCAGUCUAAAUUCUCUGAGUCUACAUACCCAUGGAGUUUGGUGUAUACCACCUGUACAUCUGUUUGGGAAGGAUAUGGGGAAGUUUCAAGGUUUAGACAUUUUUAACUUAUCUGUAUUUGAGAUCACAGCAGUUGCUUUAAUGAUGUACAAAAAGGAAGUGCAAGAUGUGUAAAUAUAUCAGACCAGGCAUAUGGAGAGGCAGUAAAUGUUAUUUUAAGCUCUUAUUUGUAUGAUGAAGCUUCUGAAGCACAAGUGUGUAUUUUUAUACCACUCUUUUCACAAUUUCUGUCAUCUACAGACCUCCUUCUCUUUUACCAGCCUGCCCUUCUGUAUGUAUUAUGAAGAUGAGAAACAGUAAACAAAACAACCUAAUUUCAUUGUAUCUGUACUCCAUGCUGCAUUUUUAAGAGGUAUAGAGACUGAAUUAAUAGAAUCAGAAGUUACUUUGUCAAAUGAAAAUUGGACUGCAGUGUACAUAAAACUGGUACAUGCAAAGAAAAAAAAGACUUAUCACAACAUAAUGUGCCAAUGUUUUUUUUUUCUAUGUUUUAUAUAAAAAAUGGAAACAUAUAUAACAACUCCAUGCAAAGAAAUGUAUCCAAAUUAUUUUUGUUAGAUAAGAGAGCUUGCUUGGUCAGGACAGCAGCCAGCUUUGUAUUGUAAUGCUGCAUUAUGUAAAUGUGAUGAAAUGUUUUUGUGAAGUACUUGUAACUAAAUUCCUACAGCCAUUUUUCAUUCCCAACAGCUGUUUUUAUUUAUGUCUUUGGCCUAAAUUUUUCAUAAUUUCAAA